AUGGGGCUGCAAACUCCCACGACAAAUAGGACGCCUCUAUCGGUUGCAAGUCAACAGCAUGCAAAGGGAAGCCAAUUUCAAUGCCAAACACCCACAAGUGCAUCAUUGCAAACUCCAACAGCUACCAGAACGCCCCAAACACCAGAUUCUGAGGAUGGUAAUGGCAGCAAGGUCGGAACUGUGCAGACUCCAACAGCAACCAGAACACCUCAAACACCAAGUUUGCAGAAUGGCAGUGGAAUCAAGUUGAAUCCAAAAAACAGUUUUCAACAGGCCACACCCAACGCGAUGGGAUUAGUGCUGACUCCAACAGCGACCAGGACACCUCAAACACCAGGUUUACAGGAGGGCGGUAGUGGUACCAAGAUAAAUCCAACAACAACGGCCCAUUCUGAUUCGCCCACAACCUCGGGAUCAGUCCUCACUCCAUCAGCGACCAGGACGCCUCAAACUCCUUGUUCACUUGGAAACAAGUUGAACCCAACCGAUACAGCGCAUUCAGCAACCAGAGCACCUACUACAUCUGUAACUCGCAUCGCCGUCACCCCAAGAUCCGUUCGCAAUAGCAUCUUGACGACAUCCGGGAGCAGCAAAAAGACGACAUUGACAAAACCAGAUUCCCAAAAGAUUGAUCUAAAAGGCUUGUACAAUCGCGCCUAUCAAGUACGCUGGGUGCAACUGCGGGCAAAUCGACGUCGACGAAUUCAAGCGGCACGUGAGAUUCAAUACUGGUGGGUUCACACUACUAAUAAUAACGAAAGCAGCAAAGGCAGUAGGGACACUGACAAUCAUAAUGACGACAAUCUUCAGAACGAUGAGAGAGUACAGAAUGAGAUUGUAGCUGCACCUGCAGAAGAUUGCAUGGUUUCCAUUGUGGAAUCUACCAGUGAUGGCUUGAGCCUUGCCCAGGCCAAGGAGCCGGAAAACGAAGUUCUCAAGCAGGAAUCCAACGAGAGCGCUCGUCAGCCCUUGUUUUCUACCUUUUGGUGGGGGUUCCUGUUGCUCGUAUUGGUAAUGGUCGUCAGCUUGGUGGCUAUGGCGGUUGUGUUUUUGACGGAAGAUGAUUUGAUCAGGAUGUUGCAGGUAUCCAGAAACCACAGCGAGGGUGGUCCCGCUACGGGUGGUUCUUGUGAAGUUGGGGUUUGCCAGGCAGAAUUUUAUUAA
Seminavis robusta is the source of this 1164-nucleotide messenger RNA. The record is from the annotation of a GenBank genome assembly. Lineage: Eukaryota; Bacillariophyta; Bacillariophyceae; Naviculales; Naviculaceae.